AGCCGACGUCAGUACGGCAAUUGAAAACAAAACCGAACUUCGAAGAGAGCUCAAGUCGCGAGUGUAAACGAAAGUGUUCAGUUAUCAUACGUGAAGAAAAUUACGAAAAUGUCUUUGAUUCCACGCUUUUUUGACGAGAGACCUUUUAGACAUAUGGAAAGAGAAUUAUUUUCGCCGAGCAUCUUCCCAAACUACCACCAGAAUCUCGUUCCACGUGAUUUCUACCAGCGGUGGACUUCACCAUUCCGGCAAUGGGAAGAUAUGUACAAACAGAUGGAGCAACUCUCGUCUGUUAUGAAUAAAAUGGCUAUGGAAGGUACCAAGAUAUCCACAGAUUCGGAGAAGUUCCAAGUCAACGUAGACGUCCAACAUUUUGCCCCUGAAGAAAUUUCUGUGAAGGUCGCGGACAGACAUGUGACUAUUGAAGGCAAGCAUGAAGAGAAGCAGGAUGAACAUGGCUACGUUUCCCGGCAGUUCAUACGAAGAUAUCCCUUACCUGAAGGAUGUUUACCAGACACGGUGCAGUCUAAAUUAUCAUCUGAUGGUGUAUUAACUGUCACAGCUCCAAAGGUCUUGGCUAUGCCUUCAACUGGAGAAAGGAUCGUACCUAUUACACAAACGGGACCCAUCAAAAAACAAAUUGGAUCACCUAAUGUUGAGCCAGCCAAAAUUGAAGAAAAAAAUAAUUAGAUUUAAUUUUUAGUGCUUUUCGAUUGAAGACUGAACUUUUUCGUGAUGUGUAAUUAUAAUGUCUGAUAUUUUAUGUUAAAAAUGUAAUUUUUGUAUAUAUUCUUUCAUGUAUAACAGUUAAUGUGGUAAUAAAACAUUAUCAUGAA
Messenger RNA from Pieris rapae (cabbage white), 836 nucleotides. RefSeq names its product protein lethal(2)essential for life. Gene Ontology annotation, biological process: response to heat; protein refolding. The transcript has a single exon. Lineage: Eukaryota; Metazoa; Arthropoda; Insecta; Lepidoptera; Pieridae. The record is from RefSeq and is a predicted model, not a curated record. The coding region runs from base 109 to 690 and encodes 193 amino acids. Gene Ontology annotation, molecular function: protein folding chaperone.